AAGAAACCAUUCAAUAUCUGAGUUCAUGUAUGGAGGGACCUUGUCAUGGCCUGAUUAUAUUUGAUGGGUAUUUGUUUUGAUAUAGGGGUGGUUGCCAUGGCACAGGAUUGCAUGCCAGUGAUAUGUUUGAACUGUAACAGCAGCCACAUUCAAAAGGACAGCUUAGAUAAGGCUUGUCUUGGGGAGUGUAAGAGUACCAAUACAUGCAUCAGCGGAUUAAGGCCUAAUUCAACCUGCAUAAAAGAUUUUCCACUGCAGUUGAAAGCCUCUUCAAUGAAGAUCAAUGCGGGGGACCCUGUCAGUGUCAGCUGUGAGCACAACCUCACUCUAGACAACAUCAAAGAAUUUAUUUGGCUUCAGGACAAUAAAACUUUACCUUGCGAAAACACAACCCAGGUGAACCUAAAGGACAGUUUUCCUUGUAAAAAAGCAAGCCAGCUGACCCUUGACGACCAAUUCAGUGAUUUCAACAUCACCUGCAAAAUACACAGUCGAUGUGGUAACUUCACCUCGGACACCCUGAAUAUCACUGUUACAGACAACAGCCUGUGGAUCCUGUUUAUUUGCGGAGGGGCUGCUGUUUUCCUUAUUCUUAUUUUCACUUUGGGCAUGAAGCUUCUUCUCAAGAGGGAUAUUGCUCAGAGGCAGAUCAGAAAGAGGCAAAACAAUGUCACAAACCACGCUACUACUACAACUACUAGCACGUCUGAAUGAAAGUACUCAGAAGAUCAGACCUUAUCCAACACAAUAUGCCACAUUAUCCUAUACAGUACUCAGAAGAUCAGACCUUAUCCAACACAAUAUGCCACAUUGCCGCACAGCUUCUUGUACAGGCCAUGGUUCUUUCCAAACUGGACUAUUGCAAUGCAUUGUAAGCUGGCCUGCCUGCUUGUGUGAGACCAUUAGAGAUCCUUCAGCCGUGGAUGUGGCCAUGGGAGAGCAGUGCUCAACUACUUCCCCUUUGGUUCCAAGUCCGAAGCCUUAACCAGUAGGCCACAGCUGCCCCCACAGUACUUCUAAUCCUAUCACAGGGCAAUUGUGUUGGCAUUAUGGAUGAGACAGUUUUGUGCAAAAUUGCCCCACAAUACCACAUUGCAUGCAUCCUAUAGCAUUAUUUCCUCUUUUAUUUUUGUAUGUUUUGAAUAUCCCCUUAUUUUGUGCAUUGUCCCUAAUUUAGAAUGAAUCAGGAACUCUUCAUAGAAUGUCCUUUGACUUUCAGAUGUUGAAGAGAUAUCACAGUUCAAACCCAAGCUCUUCCAGCAAAAACAAGUCAGUAGAGGCUGUGGGCGUUCAUGUGCCUUGCUUUGUUAUUUAUGUUCAUGUCUGAACACAUUCAUUACUGUUGAGACUGACAGUGUAUUCCUCCUCAUUAUGUAUUUGAUCUCCCGUGUAAAUAUGUAAUUUUGAUAUA
This is a messenger RNA of Alosa alosa (allis shad), 1411 nucleotides long. RefSeq lists its product as uncharacterized. NCBI's taxonomy places the organism in Eukaryota, Metazoa, Chordata, Actinopteri, Clupeiformes, Clupeidae. The record is from RefSeq and is a predicted model, not a curated record. The transcript has 7 exons. Bases 64 to 714 code for a protein of 216 amino acids.